CUGCGAUGUAAAAGUGUAUUCAUGUUGACACAGAGCGAUUUUCUAGAUAAAGCGAUUUUCUUAGAAUGUGAAGUCGAUCAUUGUUACUCAUCCUCUCAAGCGGAGGACGACUUAGCCCAUCCGUAAGUAUUCCGCUACUCCCUCGUCUCAUAUAAGGAUUGUGAGAACAAUUUGUUUGGCUUCACAUUCACCCUUCCCCGUCGUUCUUACCCUCCUCUCCACCCAAGAAUCCUUUUUUGACUGCUUGAAGAUACCUCUACAACUUCUCCUUAUCUCCUGAAGUUACUUGAUAUCUCUUUACUUCUCCGCCCCUUUCCUUUCCUGUCCUGUCCUGUCCUUUCAUCGUCUCCUUUCCUUUCAUACCUCUCUACCCGACAACGAAGACGGAGAAGUUCGCGUCCGACUGCAUCUUGAGAACUCGAACCUCGGUUGGCAGUCCGAGCUCUCAGUAACGCAGACAAACUUGCCCUACAUGUACAUGCUCUCGCUUUUUCUGCAUUUCUUGGCGUUCUUCUGGUGGACCACGAAAUACAUGUCGCCUUCCGUUAAGCCGUCACCUAUCAUCUUCUUGAGGAUGUUUUGAAGGGAGAAUAGAGGAUGUUUUGAAGGGAAAAACUAAAAGAAACGGUCCUAGGAUGCAUCGUAUCUUCCUCGAGAUGGACUUUUAUAGUGAGCUUUAAUUCCCGCUAUAAUGGAGAAGAAGUCAAUGGCUACGGAGUGUCAUCUUCUGGUCUACUGAUGCUUCAGUCGUCCACUUCUACAACUACUUCUACAACUACUUCUUCUACGUCAUCUUCCGUAAACGGAGCAAGUAGCUCACGUGCUGCCGCCCUAAGGGAACUGCAGUUGCACGACGUCACUGGAGCACCUUCAGACGGCAGUUAUGUCCUCAACGAAGGUCCUCAAGCACCACAGAAAGCUCUAUUCAGUCGACUCUUCUUGUUGCUUCGGUAUCGACAAUUCCUGGCUUUUCCACUCGGCGCAUUGACGACGAACGCCAUAUCGUGUCUCUUCUACGUACUGUUCUUUCUCGUUUUGUUAUGAAGACCAGGACUAAACCUAAGGCUAAGGCACUUCUAAAAGUAUUAAAAUCUCUGGAGAAAGGUCGUUGUUGUUCUUCCUAAAGAAACUCAACUUUCAUCUUGAGAUUGAUCUCAAUGAGCUGCACUUCCUGUUGUUACCUCUAUGCUUCUGCCACCACGACCACUCUGUGAGUGAAAAACGUGUCCUCUGCAACACGUUCAGCACUGAAUACAACCUGCAAGUCCACAUCUGAAUACAACCUGCACUGAAUACAACCUGCAAGUCCACAUCUGAAUACAACCUGCACUGAAUACAACCUGCAUGCUUCUACACUGAAUACAACCUGCACUGAAUACAACCUGCAAGUCCACAUCCUUCAUGCUUCUGCAGUACUGGUCAUGCAGUCGGCUUUCUAGAAGUGAUAGGGUUUUUAGCGUGGCAAAUUGCUAUGCUGCUGAUUUGGACAGGCUUUUGGAUCCUUGCGACAGGCGCAAGCCCAGGCGUCCUAGGGAGAUACGAUUAUCGAGUUGGAUCUUUACUAUCGAUGUUAUGGGUGACAAAGAUACUAGUAGUGAUACAGAUGAAUAGGGAAUACGUGUAUGUGAUACUAGAAUAAGAUGAUAGUGAUACAGAUGAUAGUGUUAGUGAUACUAGGAUAGGGAAUAAGAGAGAGUAAUGAUAGUGAUACUAGAAUAGGGAAUACGUGUACGAGAGAGAUGCAGAAGCAAUCAUGAUUGUUUGAUGUAGCUGCACUUCUUUGUUUGUACUAAAGAAGAUGCUACACCCCGUGAGUGGGUACAUCAAUCAGUCAAUCAAUCUUUCAAUCAAUGCAGAAGCAGUUGAAGGCGCUCUUGCGGUACAGUGUAAUAAAGGUCUUCUAGUUCAUCAGGUCGUGAAGACCAAGAUAGUAGGUACGUAGACCAGCAAGUAGAAGGCCAGUGUAGCAGCUCUAUAGAUUCAUUUUCGUUCCAGCAAUUCGUGCCUCACUUGCAAUUACCAUCGUGUUCCUUCACGUUCUAAUCUCCCGCGCCAAGCUGUACCUGUUCAUGCUCAAAUUGACUCUCCUGUCCAUCAUAUGCGAUUUUUACCUCGAUACCGAUGCUAAGUUGGGGAAUUUCCUUUAUUCUGGGACUUCCGCCCGUUCGAAUUCGUUUUCAGCACCAUGGGUCAUGGUCAACCCACAACGGGCAUCUAGUACAGAAGAUGGAGGAGAACAUGUACAUGAACAUGAUACAUUAAGGGUCAAUUACGUAUUUCAUUUCUACAAGCUACGUAGUUUCCCUAUUUCCUUCCUAGGAUUGGGAGAAAUGUAGGCAAGAAGUGAACUGCUUUGAGCUCUAAACACAACAACAGCCUCAGCAUCAUCUUCAUCGUCGUCCUCAGGGACGUCUACUGCAACUACUAGGAGUAGAGACGAUCACGACAUGCACCUGCAUGCAAACAGCGAUAGUACGCUGACGAAUAGCGUUUUAGCGGUUUUUGCUCUGAUCAUCAACUUUCUUGGACGAAACCUGGGAACCAUAGUGUGGUUGGGUUAUUUCUGUUAUGAUCGGUAUCUUUGUCCAGAAUGAAGAACAUAGAAGUGCUGUCCUCGUUGUAGUCAGUAUGAAUUUAGUGAAACGUUCUAAGAAAGUAUACAAAAGUUAUCUUGCAGCUCAAAUGAUGUUGUCUCGUCUCUCAAAUUUGAAUUUGAAAUUUCAAACUUCAAUUGUUUCUAGUUGAUAUCCCUAAAUUUUCAGUUAUAUGUACUUUUUUGCAAAUUCAUUUCCUGAUGAAGAGAUUGACAAAGAUUGUGAAUGUUGGCCACAGUCAGGGCAAUCGUCACCUUUCCACUACUUUCUGAUGUAUAUUGCACAUGUAGUAGCAAUAGAACAAACCUACAGGCUACAGCAUUCCUACUUCUUGUACUAUCUAGUAGUUGUAGUAGUUCAGUAACAACUACCACAACAACUACCCCUACUACAUCAAGUAGGUACCAUUACCCCUUCUUCGACUGCGUCUAUCAUCAAUCACGGUCUUGAUCUGUAUAGUAGUUGUACGCAUUAUGCUUAUACUGGUACGUCGCCCAGAAUUCGAGCUUGAUUUGCACACUCGUCUAACCGCUCUUGUUUCUCUGGCUAUUGUCCGUUGUGUCUGAUGUACACGGCGGUUCUACGUGGAACGUGUCGCAGAGUCGCUGGUUUUUCAGCUUUCUGACCUUGUCUGGAGUCUGGUACUUGAUCCAGUAUUUGCUUCCUUUCGCUUUAAUUAAGGCUUUAGGAAAUCUUAGGAUGGCCUCACAAGUAGACAUUAAUAAUAGCUGCAUGAGAGGCGCCAUGACAUGACAUUAGGCAGACUGCCGAGUAGAUUCACAGCAUCCACGCUUCAAGAAGUCCAAUCUCUAAUGUGAGUCUGUUCGUAGAGCAGAACUUGGGUCUAUCGCGUUACGUUGUCGGCGUCGACCUGCUUGCCCGCUGUUUCGGGGUAUCAGUAGUGCUUUAUCUCUAUGCGCUGUAUGAUGGAAAUUUCGGCUCGUCUAGUAGUGCAAGAGCUCCAACAGGAGCAUUGUACCCUGCACCAGCAGCACUAUUUUCAGCAACGACGACGACUUUAUUGGGGAGAUCGACAAGUAGUGGGUCAUCGUCCUCUGGCUCUUUGGCACUGCCGUCACCAGGUCCUGUAGGGGGUCCUUCUACCGACGAUCCUUCUGGUCCAACCAAUAACUACACACAACAACAGCAUCACCACCUCCCACGCAGUGUCUUCAAUAGUAGCAGCACAAAGACCAACGUCGUGAAAACCUCUACUACAUCAACAACCACUUUAUCAAGAAAGCAUGACGGGAAGAAGUAUCAGAGAGGACCAACUAGUGAGGAUAAUGGAGAUGUUGCUGCUGGUGGAGACGAAGACUCUGGUGGAUCUGGAGAUCCUGGAGGAUCGCCAGCCUUUCCUCCUAAAGGGCAUCCAAAAGCUGUCGUGGCAGCGGAUUGAUAGAUUUUUGUAGGAUCAUUCAAGGUUACUGGCCGCAGGCCUUCUGAUCAUGACCCCCACCGGACUGCUGCUCAGACGUGCACCACAGUCAUAUACGAGUUACGUCAGAAAUAGGAUUCUGAACAACAAAAUCGAAAUCUUUGAUUGAUAAAGAUGAAUUGCAUCCUAUGCUCCUCCCA
Amoebophrya sp. A25 is the source of this 4172-nucleotide messenger RNA. The record is from the annotation of a GenBank genome assembly. Lineage: Eukaryota; Dinophyceae; Syndiniales; Amoebophryaceae.